CAACACCCGUCCAACGGAAUCGAUUUCGCUGCUCUCGGGUUCUCGAUUCGUUGCGAUCAUUCGUUAUAUCCGCCUACCAAGCCAUUCUUUGCUCAUUUCCCAGGAUCCCAAAUUUGUUCCUUACUGCUAGCUGCCACUGUUGAUCAGGGGAAUUCCUGUGGGAGGUCAUCCUCCACGCUCAAAUUCAUAUACUAACAACUUGUGCGAAAGCGAUCAAAUCUGCGUACAGACGCUUCCAGACUAUCGAUAAUCAAUUUAUGCGUUGGAUAGAUUUGAUUUACUGUUCCAAACCCAGUUUGCAAUCUGCGCUUAGAGGUUUUUUCGACGCACGCACCCACCCUUCUAUCAAUGACGCUCGGGGAAAUGGAGCUCCGCAACAGGCUUCCGACUCUUAUGGAGGUCCUGAAUAGGAGGACUCUCGCUCCCGUCGACUUGUUUUCAUUCUAUAUCUACAUGAGGGACCAACAAUGCUCUGUCGAUUAUCUAGAUUUUUGGCUAGAUGUUUCGCAACACAUGUCGCUAUGUCGCCAUUAUGUUCGGGAACUACGCCGCUCCGUUCUUCUUGAUACGCCGGAAGCAGAGAAGGGUGGUAGCCUACGGUCAUCCGAUGCCUUCGAAAGUGAUGAUGCCGGGGCUGGACCGUCGGGUUACGACAAUGGAGAACGUCGGAAUCGCGAUACAAGACUAUCCGCUUUCCUACGAUCUGAGGGCCAAACAUCGGGGCAAUCAGUCCACAGCAACAAUUCCAACCAAUCACCCCACCGAACUCAAUCCAGCGAUCGGCCAUCCCGACCUAGCAACUUAGACCCCACUCAUACUCUUGGCAACAGUUCCAAUUCUCCUGGACAUACUGUCGCUCGAGCUGAUAUCCGUGCAAGUGCGGAACGGAUUUUGUACACCUACCUCCUCCCUGGCUCGGAACGAGAGGUCAUCCUUCCAGAAAAUAUAGUCGAAGACAUAGUGCAUAUGAUUGAACGGGAAGGGAGAGAUGAUCCAGAAGUUUUUGAUACAGCAAAGGAUUACGUCUUCCAAGCAAUGGAGCGUGACGCAUUCCCAGGUUAUUUGCAGGCAAAAGCUUUAGGGAACCUUGUCCCACUCAGCAUAUUAGCGCGAUUGGUCGUAGCCCUUGCCAGUUUCGGCGGGGGUUUCUGGGCUGCAUUUUACGUAGUUCUCACAGACCAGCCAAGACGUACUCGUUGUUGGGUUAUCUUACCCUUCGUGCUCGCAGCCUACUUCCUCUCCUCAUACCAAUAUAAGAUUGAUCCAGUAUUUGCCCUAGCUGGGUUCAGCGAAUACACCUUUUUCACAUGGGCAAAAAUUCGGGAGCCCUAUGUUCGAUCGUUGCUCAUCAAACGUGCAUCCGUCUCUCUAUUACUGGCGGCGUUCAUCGCUCUGGCCCUAUGUGUCCUAUUCAUUUUUGUCCCGGGAACCCAACUUUAGAGCAUUGAACACAUAUAUCCGUUGUUAACACAUUUCUUCCUGGCAGCGUCUAUAUCUUUGUGUCUUUAUUUCCUUUUCUUUUUGCGCCAGUACGCCAAAAUACAAGGAGUUCGCCCAUUUAUUUAUUGGACGCUUGGAUUCAGCUUAGUGCAAGAGUCAUUAUCCCAUAUAUUUUUCCUACCGUUCCACUCGUUCCGGAAUUAGCAAUGGCGCUCGGGAGUUCUCGGUUCAUACACCCUAACAGUGACAAAUGGAGGCAAAUAGUCCCUCAUGGCAUCCCCAGUUUGGUUCGAUAAUGCCAUUUAACAAUCAUCUGGCAUUUUCUACAUGAUGGAAAUGCCUGCACAGGAAGGAAAUAAAUGAUAUAUUUGGUCUCAUCUUGAGGAUCUCAAAAUCGCUUUCACCCAGCUGAUUUGGAAAGUGGAAUGCCACACCGCGCUUUCAUUCCAUUUUGGCUUAUCAUUUGUCCUUUGGUCCGCCGGCAACCCCCGCUACAAUGUUCAAAUUUUUCACUGCGAUUUAUGACUUUCAACGCUUUUCUUUCUUUCCUUCAUCUUUUUUUUUCUUUAAAGCUCGUUACACUAUUUUUCGUUAUGCGUUUGUCCCUGUUUAUUUGCCAUUUUUCUCAUUCCAUUUCCUUUUUCCAGUCCAGAGAUCCCCAGUGGAAGUCUCAAUGUAUGUAAUGGCCAUCUAGCAUGGAGACAGAUAUGCUUCUCCCAUUUCUUAGGCGCUUCAAGCACGACGUAUUAGUUAACAAAUGUA
This is a messenger RNA of Histoplasma capsulatum G186AR, 2202 nucleotides long. RefSeq lists its product as uncharacterized. The record is from RefSeq and is a predicted model, not a curated record. Gene Ontology annotation, biological process: intracellular protein localization. The coding region runs from base 364 to 1440 and encodes 358 amino acids. The transcript is spliced from 3 exons. Gene Ontology annotation, cellular component: plasma membrane. Lineage: Eukaryota; Fungi; Ascomycota; Eurotiomycetes; Onygenales; Ajellomycetaceae.